Molecule: messenger RNA, 5272 nt
Organism: Rosa rugosa (rugosa rose)
Lineage: Eukaryota; Viridiplantae; Streptophyta; Magnoliopsida; Rosales; Rosaceae
Product: disease resistance protein RGA2-like
Exons: 13
Coding region: 95-3046 (983 amino acids)
Biological process (GO): defense response to other organism
Molecular function (GO): ADP binding
Source: RefSeq, a predicted model, not a curated record
AGAGAGGUGACAACACAAUCAUCCAUUUUAUCUUGGCUCAUAUUCAUCUCUGUUCUAUUUCUCUUUGAAUUAUAACCAAGUUCUGACGCCAAAAAUGGCUGAUGCACUCAUCUCCGUGCUUCUGGAGCAAUUGGCUUCAGUAGUAUAUCAACACACAAAUCAAGCGGUGAAACUGGUUUUGAAUGCUGAGAAAGACGUUAAAAGUUUCAGCAGCAAGCUCAAAGCUAUCCAGGCUGUGCUUGAGGACGCAGAGAAGAAACAAUUGACAGAUGCUAGGGUGGAAGACUGGUUGGAGAAGCUGAAAGAUGUCUCGUACGAGAUGGACGACCUGCUAGAUGAGUGGAACACUGAAAUUCUCAGACGACAAGUGGAGGAGAAGCAAGAGAAGGAAGGAGAAAAUGCUCCUGUUACAAAGAAGAAGGUAUGUUUCCCCAUGUCCUCUGCUUGCUUUUGUUUUGGACAAGCCAAUGAGGUCAUUCAUCGUCAUAAGAUAGCUAGAAGGAUAGGGGAACUGAAUGAGAAGUUAACUUUGAUUGCUGCUGAAAGAGAAAUGUAUGGCUUUCAUCAGUCCACAAAAGGUGGCCCUGAUGAUCAGCAGGUUAUUCAACGACAAAAGACUACAUCUUUGGUCGAUAUAUCUAAAAUAUUUGGCCGAGAAGAAGAAAAAGAUAUGUUGUUGAGCAAAUUGUUGAGAGAGAGUAGCCCAGAAGAGGGGCGGUUCCUUAUCAUUCCUAUUGUAGGGAUGGGAGGGAUGGGCAAAACAACUCUUGCCCAAUUAGCUUAUAAUGAUGAAAAGGUUACAAACCAUUUUCAUAAGAAAGUAUGGGUUUGUGUCUCGAGCCCUUUUGACGAGGUUAAGAUUGCCAGAGCGAUCAUUGAGAGUCUAGAUAAAAAUGAAACCCAAAAGAGUUCAAAUGAAUUGGAAACUCUAUUACUAUGUAUAAGGUCACACGUUAAGGAUAAGAAGUUACUUCUUGUCCUAGAUGAUGUGUGGACGGAAAACCAAAAAGAGUGGGAAAAUUUGAAACUACUAGUAAUAAUGCAAAGUUGUGCUGAAGGUAGUAGAAUACUAGUGACCACGCGAAAACAAGGGGUUGCUAAAAUGAUGAGAGCAAGUAGCAUGAUCUAUUUAGACAAGUUGAGUGAUAGGGAUUGUUUGGCAUUGUUCAAUAGCAUCGCAUUUUUUGAUAGGAAAAAAGAUGAGGCUGCUGGGUUUGGAGCUAUUGGUGAGGAAAUUGUGAAAAAGUGUAAAGGUUUGCCUCUUGCUGCAAAAACUUUAGGCAGUCUAGUGUGGUUCAAAAAAACAAGAGAGGAAUGGCGGGAUGUUCUGAAUAGUAAGAUAUGGGAAUUAGAGGAAGUUGAGGAACAAGUUUUCCGACCACUAUUACUAAGUUAUUAUGAUUUGGCCCCAGCAGUCAAAAGGUGUCUUUUGUGUUGUGCUAUAUUUCCCAAAGAUUAUCAUUUCAAAAAAAAUAGUUUGAUUGAGCUUUGGAUGUCACAAGAUUAUCUUAAUUCAAAGGAAAAUAAAGAAAAAAGAAAAAAAGGUCAAACUUAUUUUGAGAGUCUAGCAAUGCGGUCUUUCUUCCAAGAUUUUGACGGGAAUGAGAUGGGAGAUAUUUUAGGGUUCAAAAUGCAUGAUAUUGUGCAUGACUUUGUGCAGUUUCUUACCAAAAAAGAAUGCAUUAUUAUAGAAGCAGCUAAGGGUGAUAAUCAAAUAGUGGAGCUACCGGGUGAUAAGGUCCGUCACUUGACCUUAACAAGUGUACCCGAAGGUCCACUUUCAUUUCCUACUUCAUGUUGCAUGUGCAGAAAUAUACGUACCCUCUCAAUCUUUAAUUCAAGAAUUACAACCAUAAGCCCCGGUUCAAUUUUGCAAAUGAAAUGCCUUAGAACAUUGAAUUUGAGUGAUGGUGUCCUCACUGAACUUCCAAAAGAGCUAGGUGAAUUGAUUCAUUUGAGAUACAUGGAUUUGUCUCGUAGUGGUAAUUUGAAAGAAUUACCGGAUGCUGUGUGUGAUUUAUUCAACCUACAAACUCUGGUCCUUGUUUGGUGCGAGAAACUUGAGAAACUACCCAAGGCAAUGGGAAAGUUGAUCAACUUGAAGCAUCUAUAUGUACGGAAUUGUCGGAAGCUGAGGUACUUACCAAAAGGGAUUGGGAGUUUGAAAAGUCUGCAAGCACUAGACUGCUUUUAUGUAUGUGAUGAGGGCGGUGAUAAUGAAGAAGCAGCAUUGAAAUUAGGAGAUCUCGGAAUCAUGGACCAGCUUCAGGGGAGCCUUUUGAUAGAAGGAUUGGGGAUUAAUAAUGCGAAAGAUGAUGCGAGUGAGAUUGAGAAAGCACAGUUGGGGAAUAAGGAGCACCUCUCUCAUUUGGAAGUAGAUUUCGAUGAGGAAGUAUGUGAAGAGCGGAGAGAAGGUGAUUCAGAAAUAGUGAAAGCAUUGCAACCACAUAAAAAUUUGGAAUCUUUAUCCAUUUCGGAUUGCCAUGGCACCAUCGAGUCACUCUAUUGGAUCAGGUCUUUACACAAUUUGAGAAAAAUUAAUCUCUAUGGUUGGCCAGUUUGUCAAGUUUUGCCUCCUCUUGGAAAAUUGCCAUCGCUUGAAAUUCUGGAAAUUGAGUGGAUGGACGAAGUGGAAAAGGUGGGAGUUGAAUUUCUGGGAAUAGAAGAAGAAGAAGAAGAAGUCUCAGGAAUUCUAUUCCCCAGAUUGGAACAACUUUCUUUUCGGAGCAUGUACAACUGGGAAGAGUGGCAAGGAAUAACAAAGGAGGAUUCCUCUUCUUCUUCUUCUUCUUCUGAAAUUACAAUAAUGCCUCUCCUUUAUAUCUUGGAAAUAUCCGAGUGCCCAAAUCUCAUAGCACUGCCAGACUUCCUCUACAAGAUAACAACACUGCAUACUCUGACGAUCGAGCGUUGUCCAAUUCUCGAACAAGACUACGAAAAAGGCGUGGGGAAGGAGUGGCACAACGUUUCCCACAUCCCAAACAUCACAAUUCGACCUGAAUCUGAAUCUGAGUAUGAAUCUGAAUCUGAAUCUGAAUCUGAAUGAAGUUUGAUGACUCACUGCCCAAAUACAAAGGACAAGGGAUUUGAAGAUGCAGCAUCAGUUCAAGGUAAUGGUGGUUCAGAAAGUUGGAGCUGCACGAUUCUGUAGGCUUAGCAUCUCCUUGAAUAUUUUUUUUUGUCCCCAUGAAUGUGUUGGAGCUGCAUUAUUCUGUUGGUGUGCGGAAAUGAAGUUAUCCCAAUUCCCAACAAAAAAUCACACUAGUUAAGUUACACUUGAAGGCAGCAUUGAAGCUUCUAGGACUAAGAAAGUCAUUGGAGUUGUCAACCUGAUGACGCUCGCUAUGUAGGAGGGACUAUCAGGCCGUUGUACACCAUAGAAGAAUUUAGGUAUCCAUUUCAUUGAUUGAUUCAAGUGCCUCUCACCUAAACUAGGCUGAAGCUUUUGUGAAAUGGAUGCUGACAGUGGUUGAACUGGUAUUGGGGCUUGGAAGCUUUUUCUGCAACCUGUAUCUUACAAUAAGCAGCAGGAUGGGAGCCUGGUAAUUGGUGUUUUUGCAAAUGGACCGUUCAAAUCCUGCCAUCUCAAUCGUUGAAGGCUACUUGAAGAAUUGGGUAUCACAUGGUCUUUCACCAUAAAGGAAAUUUGGAAUGCAUUUAACUGAAUGAAGUAGCCCUUAGCUAAACUAGGCUGAGGGUUUGUGUGGAAUGGAUGCGGAUGCUGAAUGGAAUAUAAUAGGUACAUGGGAUUUGCAAGCUUUAUGUACGUACAAUCUGUAUCCUAACAAUAGAUCUACCUGCAUAUAGUCUGGCCCCUUUUUUGAGAACUUUGUCCCUAAUAUUGCAAAUAUACCCAUUGGUCCUGCUGCUUUAAGUUCUAUGUUAACAUGUGUUUGAAGCUGUCACUGAUUGCAGGGGACCUAGGGUGUUAAUGGUUAGUGAUCCUUAUCCUGCUUUUUCUCUUCAUCAGAUCAAAUCAUAAAGGUUUUGUAUGUUAUAUAUAUUGUCUUUCUUACUGGUCAUUUACAAAAUUUUACUACUCAUGGAUUCUAGGAUUUAUAAGCAUUCGAGAUAUCAUAGUUGGGUUUCACAUAUAUACUUUGUGCAUCACAAGACUACCAUAAUGUAGUCUUUGUUAUGUUUUACUGGAAUGUGUUGCUUACUGAAUAACUAAGUGAUCAGUAUCUCUUCUUGGACAUUUUGGUGAACACAUUGUAUGCAGGAGCAUUUUGACCGAUAAAAGAGGCUGCUACCUAAGCUAGGCUGAAGUCUCUUGUGGAACUGAAACUGAAUGUAUACAGGACUCUAUCCUGUCAUAUCAAUCAUUAACCACAGCUGCUUGCCAAAUUCUGUUCUAUUAUUUGAGGGAAUGUCAGCUGUUGUUCGUGCUGUGCAACAUAUACCCAAAGGAGCUGAGGGUCAUUAAUUACGAGGAUAUCCAAGAAAGUGCAAUUCUGGAAGGCUACCGAUGCAAGGAUAAUGACCAACAAAUGCGAUGGUUUUUUGCUUCGCAACUCUGAUUGCUCAUAUGAAGAAAGAGAUAUAUAGAUGCUAUUCGUGCUAAAGACAUCUCUCAAGGUGUCUUGACUCAAGGGCAGCAAGUCAGAUCGCUUGAAAUGAACGAAGAACGGAACAGGUGAAAAUUUUCACCUGAACCUGUAUGCCAACCUUUUUACUUGUUUAUACUGAUUCCGGAAGAGCUUGAAAAUUUGGAAGAGACACUGAAAAACAUGGAAUGAUAGUAGUUGAGAAAGUUCAAGUGCACGUGUAGGGAAGCAAUCUCAUGGUAAGAAGAAAGGAGCAAUUGAAGAAGAACUUUUGAGUGAUGAUGAUGAAUUUUAUGAUCGAACAAAGAAGCCUUCAAGCAAAAUGGCCAGUGAAAACCAAUCAAUUGAAACCGCUGAUACUCUUUUUGAUAAGAGAGAUGAAGAAAUCCUUCUUAUGCGAGGAUUUUGCCGACCACUACUCGUCCAAGACAUAUGCUUCUUUUUACUUUUCUCUACUUUCAUACUAGUUUUUCCUUCAUACGCUAUUUGCGAGUUGAAGCCCGCGUCCGUCGAUGCGAGAUGUGUUUCAUAUCAAGAAUGCAUACAGUCAUACUAAUGUGACAAAUGGUUAUUUCAUUUUAGGAAGAAAAAAAAUAUAGAGGGUGCCACUUCCCCAACCCAACCAAAGAAGAGAAGUGCCAUUUGUAUAUUUUCUAUAUUAACUUCUUCCUAUUUUACUAUAACCUUAUUACAUGUCAAUAUAGUAUUCUAUCAUCUAAGUAAAG